AUGAAUAACGAACGCAUUCUGACUUUUGGCCCUCGUUCUUUUCGUGUUAGGUACUCGGAGAUUCUUGAUUAUCACAAUGUGGAAAACGAGGCGCAACGAGCGGCGGCGGCGGCGGCGAAUGGUGGUGAUGGAUUAGGAGAUGGGGUUGUCGGAGGAGGGGGCAUGGGAGAGGGUGGCGAUACGCCGAUGGAGGAACAGAGUGUAUUUUAA
Molecule: messenger RNA, 210 nt
Organism: Glarea lozoyensis ATCC 20868
Lineage: Eukaryota; Fungi; Ascomycota; Leotiomycetes; Helotiales; Helotiaceae
Exons: 1
Coding region: 1-210 (69 amino acids)
Source: RefSeq, a predicted model, not a curated record